GGCGGAGUAGAGGCGGAGGAGGAAUGCAAAGCUCCAUCCAGUGCUGAGAACAGGAGCAUUUACGCAGAUAGUCUGCGCUGCCUUCAACAGACACACAGCAUUUCCGCCGGUUAAAUUAGUUGUUGUUGUUGUUGUUUUUUGUCCCCGCUGCCGAUCAAUCCGCGUGCAAAGUGUCUGCCAGGAGCAAGGGCAACCAACCGCUGCUUACCGGACUCGUGUCAGCAGCACCAGGGAUUUACCAUGGUGAUCAAAGUGUACAUAGCAUCGUCCUCCGGAUCCACUUCGAUUAAAAAGCAGCAGCAGGAUGUGAUGGGCUUCCUGGCGGCCAAUAAGAUCGAAUUCGAGGAGUGUGACAUCGCGGCCAAUGAGGGCAACAGGAAGUGGAUGAGAGAGAAUGUUCCGGAGGAGUCCAGGCCGGCCACGGGGAACCCUCUCCCUCCACAGAUAUUUAACGAAGUCAAAUAUUGCGGGAACUACGAGGCCUUCUUCGAUGCCAGAGAGGACAACGCCGUGUAUGCGUUUCUGGGUCUGACUGCUCCCCCGGGCUCCAAGGAGGCCGAGGCUCUAGCGAAGAAAGCCCAGCAGUAGCAGCUUUGCAGCGUUUCUACCUGAGACCUGAACCCAGAUCUGGACCUGGAAGUGAUCCAAGACAAAAAAGAAGCAACAUUUCACUCGGUUUAUAAAUAUGUGAACGGUUUUGAUUGACUUUUUCUCAGUAUGGUUUUUUUUCUAUUAAUCUGUGUUCAGCUGUGCCUUGUCAGCUGUAGUUAAAGGAGGAGAGCAUUAUGGGUAUCCACAAACAGCUCUGCUUCCUCCCGUUAACCUCAGCCUGCUAAGCCUUUUGGCCUGAUGACAAACAACUGUUAGCGUGAAUGUGUAGCUUCCUUUUUAGGAACACAUCACCAGACACAUCAAAAAUGUAACCACAGAUUCAUCAUUUGGCCAACAGAACAUCAUCCAUGACACAUUUCCUCACUUACUUCACUCGACAAGUUUAAUUAGAACAAGUCUUUUCUGUUCCUGGAAACAUUGAGUCAAAUGUCGUGCUCCUGUCAAUCACAUCAUCACCAAACCUGCAGCACCUUCUGUAAAAGUUACAAACCCAUUCCGUGUUUUUCUUUACUUUAUAUUGUCUUAAUGCUGUUUUAAUAGCAGUCUUUUUUCUACAAGAUGAUGUAUGUUUAAAAAUAAUAACACAUGCCAAAAUUACAAGGGGGGUGAAAUUGAGUUGUUUUUUAAUUUGCUGUUCUUGUUUUUAGGAGAGUUGGAUCGCUGUUUGGUUUCACUAUGAGCAUCCUGUUUUACAUUGUGUGGGUGAUCCCUGUCUUACAUAAUGUUCUUUAAAAUCAAAUAAAAAAUAAGACUUCAAAUAAAACUGCAAGCCUGGCUCUUAC
Messenger RNA from Cottoperca gobio, 1394 nucleotides. RefSeq names its product SH3 domain binding glutamate-rich protein like (gene sh3bgrl). The record is from RefSeq and is a predicted model, not a curated record. NCBI's taxonomy places the organism in Eukaryota, Metazoa, Chordata, Actinopteri, Perciformes, Bovichtidae. The transcript has 4 exons. Gene Ontology annotation, cellular component: cytoplasm. Bases 241 to 588 code for a protein of 115 amino acids.